Molecule: messenger RNA, 456 nt
Organism: Haliotis rufescens (red abalone)
Lineage: Eukaryota; Metazoa; Mollusca; Gastropoda; Lepetellida; Haliotidae
Product: nacrein-like protein C1
Exons: 2
Coding region: 1-456 (151 amino acids)
Source: RefSeq, a predicted model, not a curated record
AUGAACAACGUUGACUACCGCGCUGUCAACAAGUGUCCCCAACUGAAAGUGCUCCUACCGCCAUCCAUAUACGGACAUGGUGUGAACGAUGUUGAACCUUCCUUUGCCCCUGUUACAAGGUGGGCAAUGGAGGUCAAGAGGGAAAACAAUGGGGACAAUGACGAUAACGGUGACAAUGGGGACAAAGAUUAUAACGAUGACAAUGGGGACAAAGAUUAUAACGAUGACAAUGGGGACAAUGAUUAUAACGAUGACAAUGGGGACAAUGAUGAUAACGAUGACAAUGGGGACAAAGAUUAUAACGAUGACAAUGGGGACAAUGAUUAUAACGAUGACAAUGGGGACAAUGAUGAUAACGAUGACAAUGGGGACAAUGAUGAUAACGAUGACAAUGGGGACAAAGAUUAUAACGAUGACAAUGGGGACAAUGGUUAUAACGAUGACAAUGGGGACUGA